AUGGAUCGGGCAAUAGCGCGAGCGGUGACGGAGAAGAAGCCGGUCCCGGAGAUCGACUUCACCUUACAUACUAUGGAAGAUGGCACCCAAGUGUCUACCAUGGAGCGAGUAAUUAAAGAGGUGCAAGCGCCGGCGUUACAGACGCCGACAGACGAACAAUUCUGGUCUCCUGACGACCCCUCCAAGCCCAACCUCCAGUUUCUAAAACAACACUUUUACCGCGAAGGCCGUCUGACAGAAGACCAGGCACUAUGGAUUAUACAGGCGGGUACGCAGUUGUUGAAGGCAGAGCCGAACCUCCUGGAGAUGGAUGCUCCCAUCACAGUGUGUGGCGACGUCCACGGCCAAUAUUAUGAUUUGAUGAAGCUCUUCGAAGUCGGCGGCGAUCCCUCCGAGACAAGAUAUCUUUUUCUGGGCGACUAUGUGGACAGAGGUUAUUUUAGCAUUGAAUGUGUUCUCUACCUCUGGGCCCUGAAGAUUUGGUACCCAAAUACACUCUGGUUGCUGCGGGGUAACCACGAGUGUAGGCAUUUGACCGAUUACUUCACCUUUAAACUGGAAUGUAAGCACAAGUACAGCGAGCGCAUCUAUGAGGCCUGCAUCGAAUCGUUUUGCUCGUUGCCGCUGGCGGCGGUCAUGAACAAGCAGUUCCUCUGUAUCCACGGUGGUCUAAGCCCCGAAUUGCACACCUUGGAAGAUAUCAAGUCGAUCGAUCGCUUCAGGGAGCCCCCUACUCAUGGUUUGAUGUGUGAUAUUCUUUGGGCUGAUCCCCUGGAGGAAUUUGGACAGGAGAAGACUGGGGACUAUUUUAUCCACAACAGUGUUCGAGGAUGUUCCUACUUCUUCUCGUACCCUGCCGCCUGCGCUUUCCUGGAAAAGAACAACCUCCUCUCAAUUAUCCGAGCGCACGAGGCUCAGGACGCCGGAUACCGCAUGUACCGGAAAACGAGAACGACCGGAUUCCCUAGUGUGAUGACCAUCUUCAGUGCUCCCAAUUAUCUGGAUGUCUACAACAACAAAGCUGCCGUCUUGAAGUACGAGAACAAUGUGAUGAACAUCCGGCAAUUCAACUGCACGCCUCACCCAUACUGGCUGCCGAACUUCAUGGAUGUGUUUACCUGGUCUCUUCCGUUCGUCGGUGAGAAGAUCACCGACAUGCUGAUUGCGAUCCUCAACACUUGCUCCAAGGAGGAGCUGGAGGACGAUACUCCUACCACCGUUUCUCCUACCGGUCCGCCCUCUCCCCCUGUUGCCAUGGACGUGGAAAGCAGCGAAUUCAAGCGACGCGCCAUCAAGAACAAGAUUCUCGCUAUCGGUCGUCUUUCGCGAGUCUUCCAGGUGUUGCGUGAGGAGUCCGAAAGGGUCACGGAACUUAAGACAGCAACCGGUGGUCGCCUUCCCGCGGGUACUCUGAUGCUUGGAGCGGAGGGAAUCAAGCAGGCAAUCACUAAUUUUGAGGAUGCCCGUAAGGUUGACUUGCAAAACGAGCGUCUGCCCCCUAGUUCAGAAGAGGUUUAUAAACGGAGCGAGGAAGAAAGACAAGCUGCCCUUGAGCGCGCUCAACGCGAGGCAGAUAAUGACACUGGAUUAGCCACCGUAGCUCGGCGGAUUAGCAUGUCUGCGGGCUCGGGUAGAAGCCGGCGCCAGCGAGAUGCCGCUAGAGAUAGCCGAGAAGCAUGA
Aspergillus alliaceus is the source of this 1680-nucleotide messenger RNA. RefSeq names its product serine/threonine-protein phosphatase 2B catalytic subunit. Bases 1 to 1680 code for a protein of 559 amino acids. The record is from RefSeq and is a predicted model, not a curated record. Gene Ontology annotation, biological process: calcineurin-mediated signaling; fungal-type cell wall organization. Gene Ontology annotation, cellular component: cytoplasm; calcineurin complex. Gene Ontology annotation, molecular function: calmodulin-dependent protein phosphatase activity; calmodulin binding. Lineage: Eukaryota; Fungi; Ascomycota; Eurotiomycetes; Eurotiales; Aspergillaceae. The transcript has 5 exons.